AUGGAACUUUGGAAUCGGUUAUGUCUUAAGCUUGGCAAUGAUGUCUGGUUGGUUGGAGGGGUCUUUAAUUUGAUCACUUCUGUUAGUGAGAACAAAUGUGGAAAUACUCCUAAUUUGAUUUUGUUGGCUGAUUUCUCUGAUGCACAGUUGAAGAUAGAUCUUUUUGUUUUGGGUUUUAACGGUUUUGCCUUUACUUUGUCUAGAGGACAUGUUUUUGAAAGAUAUCUUAAUAUGUGGAUUAUUCACCCUUCUUUCAAACAAUUUGUUUCUGAUAAGUGGAAAAUUGCAGUUGUUGGUAAUGUUGGUUAUAAAUUAUGGCAAUUACCGAAAAGUAACAUGGAACUUACUUUAACUUCUAAAUAUGAGGAAAUUAAGCUUGCUCUUGAAAGCAGUGAUAGUGGUACUGAAGCUUUACAUAAUUGCACUGAUGGCAUUGAAGGCACUGAGGUUAACACUCAUCAUAUGCAUGUUCAUGAGGGUAAUAUUUUGGCGGAUGAUACUAAUGUGCAUCUUGUUAGUAUGGCUUUUGAGGAGCCUGUGGAAACAAAAAUACUAGUGGAUCAUAAUAAUACAAAUAACGGAAAUUUAUUUGCUCCUAGGACUUCGAUCCAAUUUCCUAUCGCUAGAGCUGCUACUGAUACUGUUGAUAUCAAUUCUACUUUAUCUAAUGCUGAUGCUCAGAACAUUAUUGAUUCUUUGGAAUCUCAGCUUGAUGCUUCUCCUGCUUUGGUGGACAUUGUUGCUCAGGCUCACAUUGCUUUAAUGGAUGCUAUUGCUAUUGAGGAAAAUCUGCUUAAGCAGAAGUCUAAUGAUUCUUAUUUUGUCGAAAUCCUUAAUACUUUCAAAUCUAUUUGCCCCAACAAAGCUCCUGGGCCUGAUGGAUUUUCCUCUACCUUCUAUAUUAAUUCUUGGAAAGUUAUCAAGAAUGAGGUAAUACUUGCCAUACAAAGCUUCUUCCUUGGAGACAAUCCUGGUAAAAAUUUUACCUCUGCUUUAAUUGUGCUCAUUCUAAAAGGUAAUGAUAAAAUAUCCUGGGACAAUUUCCGUUCUCUAUCUCUCACUACUGUGAUAUCUAAAGUUAUGAGUAAGAUUAUUGUGAACAGAUUGCAGCCUUAUCUUUCUUAUACUAUUGCUGCUCAGCGGUCUACUUUUAUCAAGGUUAGGGAUAUUAGUGAUAAUAUCCUUUUAGCACAAGAGAUAAUUGAAGAUUUGGACAAAAAAUGCAGGGGAGGAAACAUGGUGCUUAAGCUGGACAUUAAGAAAUCUUUUGAUACUAUUAGCCUGGACUUUAUUAUUAAUCUUUUGCAGGCUAAAGGCUUUCAACAAGACUUCUGCUCUCUCAUUAAGAGGUGGCUCUCUAAUAAUUGCUACAGUGUGAUGGUGAAUGGUAAAGCUCAUGGUUUCUUUUCUGCUAAUGGGGGCAUUAAACAAGGGGACCCACUCUCUACCAAAAUUUUUAUCAUUGCUUUUGAUUAUUUUUCUAGGCUUAUCAAUAAGUUGCAAUAUGAGCAUUCUUAUAUUCAAUAUUCUCACAAGUCCAAAAUUAUGGCGAGUCACCUUGCUUAUGCUAAUGAUGCAAUUUUGUUCUUAAAUGCUAGCAAGCGUGCCAUCAAAGCUACCAUGUAUUUGCUGAAAGAAUUUCAAAACACAUCUGGUAUGAUGUUUAACCUGACUAAAUGCACCAUUUAUUUUAUCAAGGGUGUCCCCUCUAACACUGAUUCUUAG
Molecule: messenger RNA, 1725 nt
Organism: Phalaenopsis equestris
Lineage: Eukaryota; Viridiplantae; Streptophyta; Magnoliopsida; Asparagales; Orchidaceae
Exons: 6
Coding region: 1-1725 (574 amino acids)
Source: RefSeq, a predicted model, not a curated record